Sphaerulina musiva SO2202 is the source of this 757-nucleotide messenger RNA. RefSeq names its product small nuclear ribonucleo protein SmF. NCBI's taxonomy places the organism in Eukaryota, Fungi, Ascomycota, Dothideomycetes, Mycosphaerellales, Mycosphaerellaceae. Gene Ontology annotation, biological process: mRNA splicing, via spliceosome; spliceosomal snRNP assembly. The record is from RefSeq and is a predicted model, not a curated record. The transcript has 3 exons. Gene Ontology annotation, cellular component: catalytic step 2 spliceosome; U1 snRNP. Bases 38 to 307 code for a protein of 89 amino acids. Gene Ontology annotation, molecular function: RNA binding.
CCUCCCCUUCCCAUCCCGUCUCCCCAUCACCGCAACCAUGAGUUUCAUCCCCCUCAACCCGCGACCCAUGCUCCAAGGCCUCGUGAACAAGGACGUGAUUGUGCGCAUCAAGUGGGGACAAGAAUACUCGGGACGUCUGGUUUCGGUCGACUCGUAUAUGAAUAUUCAAUUGAGUGGGGCUGAGGAAAAGUCGCCUGAUGGACAUGAUGGAGGGGUUUUGGGACAGGUUUUGAUUAGAUGCAAUAAUGUCCUCUGGAUCUCGGCAAAGGAUAAGCAAGCAAAUGGAGACUCGGAGAUGGCGGGGUAGAAUCUCACGGAAGCGAAAUUUGGUUGAGAUUGGAUGGUGUGGAAUCAGAGGAAGAGAAGUGAAGAACCACAUUGGCGAGAACGAGAGAGUGAGAGAGAGGGAAAGAGGAAGGAGAAGAGAGAGAGAGAGAGAGCUGAGACGCUCCAGGAGCAAGCAAUAUGACUAGAAGAAUGCUCCGGAGGACAAAAUCUGCGCACUCAAAUCGCAUCCACCACACAGCAGUGAAGAACUGCUACGCGCGAGAGCAGACAGGCAUGAUGAUGGAGACUCCAUCGUGCAUGUAGGGAUAAAGGGCGAGAGAGAGAUCCGCGCGACGAAAAUCGAGCCCUGCAUGCUACCUACUUACCUACGACGCAUAUCAGGCGAGGACAGGAUAUGGGGAGGACGAGAGGCUACCUACUACUACCACGCAGGCUAUUAUCCUGUUUAGUAGCACACAAAAGUCUGAAA